Linum tenue is the source of this 2250-nucleotide messenger RNA. Lineage: Eukaryota; Viridiplantae; Streptophyta; Magnoliopsida; Malpighiales; Linaceae. The record is from the annotation of a GenBank genome assembly.
AUGAAAACCCUUUUCCUCAUCUUCCUCACUUUAACUUCCACAUUCUUCUUCUCCUCCUCCUCUCAGGAAGCGUCGGCUUCUGGAGAAACCGACUUGGAAACCUACAUUGUCUCUGUUGAGAAACCAGCAGGCCUACUAGAAUCCAAUCUACAUGACUGGUACACCACAUUCCUCCCAGAGGCUACUACAAGCCUAAGCUCGAACCAACAACGAAUCGUCCACUCCUACCGUAAUGUGAUCACAGGCUUUGCGGCUAGGCUCACACCACAGGAAGCCAAAGCAAUGGAACAGAAGGAAGGCUUCAUCUCGGCCCGAGUCCAACGAUCUUUCCCACUACACACAACCUUCACUCCCAAGUUUCUCGGCCUGCCACAGAAUAUUCUACGAGCUGGGAACGCCUCAAAUUAUGGAGAGGGAGUGAUCAUUGGGAUGAUUGAUUCGGGGAUAAAGUAUGAUCACCCUUCUUUCUCCGACAAAGGCAUGCCUCCCCCGCCUGCCAGAUGGAGAGGCAGGUGUGACUUCAACGGCAAGCAAACAUGUAACAACAAGCUCAUUGGUGCUCGAAGCUUCGUCUCUACUGCUCGAGGUAUCGAUCUCCCGUGGGAAGAAGCCUACCAUGGGAGUCAUACUUCAGGGAUAGCUGCAGGGUGCCCUGUAGAAGGUGCCAACGUGUUUGGACAAGCGAAUGGGACAGCCACGGGGAUCGCGCCUAGAGCCCAUGUGGCAAUGUACAAGGCCUGUGCAGUGUCCUGCUAUGAUGGUGACUUAUUGGCAGCAAUCGAUGCUGCUAUUGAUGAUGGCGUUGAUCUGCUGUCAAUCUCCAUUGGACCUGAAUCUCCUUUUCCAUUCUACUACGACGUGAUUGCAUUGGGUGCAUUUAGAGCCAUUCAAAAGGGUAUCUUUGUGAGCUGCUCAGCUGGAAAUGAUGGACCUUAUCCGAGUACAGUAACCAACGAUGCGCCAUGGAUUCUAACCGUCGGAGCGAGCACGAUCGAUAGGGAGAUCAGAGCUACGGUGAAGUUGGGGAACAAUGUGGAGCUCCAUGGCCAAUCCCUCUUCCAGCCUAAAGACUUCCAUCCACGGCAGCCACUCCCAAUCGUCCAUCCUGCUGCAAUUAGCAAUAAUGAAUCAGCAGCAGUUUGUGAGAAAGGGUCACUGAAGAACAUUGAUGUUAAAGGCAAGAUAGUCAUAUGCCACAUGGGACAAUUGAGAAUCGAGGAUAAGGGUAAAGAAGUGAAGGACAAUGGUGGCGCAGCCAUGAUCGUGUUCAACGAGCAGGAUGAUGGAUACACUACUCUUGCUACAGCCAACGUCCUUCCCGCAUCACACAUCAGUUACAAGGAUGGAUUGGUACUAAAAAAUUACUUGAUAUCCACGCAAUCUCCCACUGCAACAAUCUCAUUCCAAGGUACCUUGAUUGGCAAGUCACAACCUGCUCCACAAAUGGCCUCCUUCUCUUCCCGAGGUCCUAGCACGCAAUCUCGGGGGAUCCUGAAGCCCGACAUAGUUGGCCCCGGGCUCAACAUUCUGUCUGCUUGGGGAGUCUCAAUCGACGAAGCUACGAACCCAUUCAAUGUGAUCUCAGGAACUUCAAUGUCAUGCCCACAUUUGAGUGGAGUUGCAGCUCUGAUCAAGAGUGCUCAUCCAGAUUGGUCCCCUGCAGCUAUCAAGUCGGCCAUUUUGACCACUGCCUACACCGCUGAUCUCAAUGGCAACCCGAUCUCCACCGAGCAGAAUGUUUCUGCCACAGUGUUCGACAGGGGUUCGGGUCAUGUCCACACAUUGAGGGCAUUGAACCCUGGUCUGGUUUAUGAUAUCGAGCCGGAUGAUUACAUUCCUUACCUCUGUGGGUUGGGUUACAGCGAGCAGCAGGUGAGAUAUAUCGUGCAGAGAAAGGUGAAUUGCUCGACUCCAACUUUGAUACCGGGGGCUCAGCUGAACUACCCAACAUUUUCGAUGGUAUUGGGUGCCGGUGAUCAGAUGACUUACACUCGAACUGUUACUAAUGUGGGUCGGCCUUUCUCGACGUACAUCAGUAAGGUUUUGUCGCCUCAAGGGGUUGCUGUCAAAGUCAUGCCUAGUGUGAUCAGGUUCAAAGAUCUCAACGACAAAGCGAGCUACACUGUGACAUUUACCAGGUUGGAGAAUGUGACGAGAAGCAGUAUCAUUGGCCAAGGUUCCUUGGUCUGGAACUCCAUUGGUGAUGAUGGAUACAAGGUCGUGAGUACUAUUGCUGUCGUCUUUGUUUGA